Molecule: messenger RNA, 450 nt
Organism: Tetrahymena thermophila SB210
Lineage: Eukaryota; Ciliophora; Oligohymenophorea; Hymenostomatida; Tetrahymenidae
Product: tubulin polymerization-promoting family protein
Exons: 1
Biological process (GO): microtubule polymerization; microtubule bundle formation; positive regulation of protein polymerization
Cellular component (GO): microtubule
Molecular function (GO): tubulin binding
Source: RefSeq, a predicted model, not a curated record
AUGCAAGCAAGCUUAGAAGGUGUUUUCAAGAAAUUCACUGCCAACAAGGCUGAUAUGGAUGGUAAGACUUUUGCCAAGUUCGCCAAGGAUUGUGGUUUACUUGACAAGAAGCUCACUGCUACUGAUAUCGAUCUUAUCUUCGCUAAGGUUAAGACCUCUUCAGCUGUUAGAACUAUUACUUUUGCUCAAUUCGAAAAGGGUCUUGAUCAAAUGGCUACCAAGAAGGGUAUCUCCUUGGAUGCACUCAAGGAAAAGGUUACCUCUGCUGGUGGUCCCACUUUCACUGGUACCAAGGCUGAUGCCGUCAAGUUCCAUGAUGACAAGAGUCUUUACACUGGUGUCUAUGCCAACGGUGGUCCCUCUACAGUUGACAUUGGAAACGGAAAGAUUUCUGAUAUCUCCUAACUUUGUGACAGAACUGGUGCUGACGUUAGAGGUGUCAAGAAAUGA